GCCCUGCGUGCCCAGACAAGGUUGUGGUUUGAGCAGACACAAGCCAGGACGUUGGAGGUUGAGGGCGAGCUCCCAACCUGGUUCCAUGGCUUCAUCAGCCGGAGGGAGACGGAGCAGCUGCUGCAGGGUCAGCCCCUGGGUUGUUUCCUGGUCCGCUUCAGCGAGAGCACCGUCGGCUUCGUCCUGUCCUACAGGGGCAGGGAUCGCUGCCGGCACUUCGUCCUGGACCAGUUGCGGGACGGGCGGUACGUGAUCCUGGGGGAGCGGAGUGCCCACGCCGAGCUGGCCGACCUGCUGUGGCAUUACGCCACCGCCCCCGUCACGCCGUACCACGAGUUCCUGACGGUGCCGUGCAGACGGGAAGAUGAGCCCCGAGGAGGGACGCAGACCCCCGCCGGCAGCGAUGCCGCGCGUUCCCCAUCGAGCGAAGCCCCAGCAAACUUCCCGGCGUACGGCGUCGUGUUCAGGGCAUCCCCAGGAGCCAGACAGGCAGCCACAGCCCCCGUGCUGCCGGCAGAGCCCAGCGCCGAGGGAGGCUCAUCCAGGGAGCCUCCCAGAGUCUCCCCACUGCUCCCAGCCAAGGCCAGCUCCUUGGCCGCGGCACAGGAGCCGCACAGCCCCCUCGGCGGCGGAGCAGCUCCCGAAGUUCCCUACGCUCAGGUGCACAACAAAGUUGUCCCCGCCGAACCGCCCGAUGCCAAGUACCAGCAGCUCAUGCGCUUCCACACUUACGCCGAGCCCCACGAGUGCAUCGCACCCAGCCCCUCCGCCUACCACGAGCUGGAAGAGCCCAUCCCCUUCUACGCCAUGGGACGGGGCUCAAGCCCCAACACCGAGGAGAACAUCUACUCCGAGGUGGCACUGGCACGGCAGGAUCUGCCCGCUCCGCUCCCCAGAAGUCAAGGUGCCUUCUCCACGCUUCCCCCCAAAUCCCGCGCUCACCGCCGGCUCUUCCGCAGCAUGUCCAGCCAGGCCUCCAAGAGGCGGCAGCUCCCGGUAGCGCCCACCGCAGAGGGGAAGGAGAGAGGAACCUCCAGGCCGGCCGCGGAGGUGCGUUCCCUGUAG
Molecule: messenger RNA, 1065 nt
Organism: Cariama cristata (Red-legged seriema)
Lineage: Eukaryota; Metazoa; Chordata; Aves; Cariamiformes; Cariamidae
Product: SH2 domain-containing protein 2A-like
Exons: 5
Cellular component (GO): cytoplasm
Source: RefSeq, a predicted model, not a curated record